This is a messenger RNA of Ostrea edulis (European flat oyster), 1107 nucleotides long. RefSeq lists its product as uncharacterized. The coding region runs from base 219 to 863 and encodes 214 amino acids. The transcript is spliced from 10 exons. The record is from RefSeq and is a predicted model, not a curated record. NCBI's taxonomy places the organism in Eukaryota, Metazoa, Mollusca, Bivalvia, Ostreida, Ostreidae.
GGAGAGGGAGAGAGAGAUUCACUACAUAUGGAUAUACCCAUUCUGUCCAUAUCUGCGGUUUGAACUCCCGUGGAACCAAAUCUUCUAGCAACGUUUGACCCGCUUCACCAGACUGCAGUGCAUUUUCCUGGAUCCGCCGAUAGACCAGUGAAACAAGCAGUGAACACAAUAUUACAUAUAUCAAAGCAAUCUUUUCAGACGUCCACCCGUUGAGAACAAUGACAGGCUUGGUGUAUCUAGCUGUGCUCCUACUUCUGAUUCGUCUUCCGCUUGUCUGUUCAGCGUGUCUCCCUGACGAGGAGCCUAUCGCUGGUGAACAUUGGGACAAAGCUCUGAACGCCAGACUCAAUGAACAAAUCUUUAAGAUGGUUCCAAAAGAAAGAGUGCGUGCUGUCGCUUCUGCAAUGCAGGCAGACUUACAGAAGGAGAGAAAGGCCCUGACUAAACUAAGGGAGGUCACAGACCCAGUCGGAGAAAAUUUGAAACUAGACCCCGAAUUUCUUGAAAAUCUGGUCAACCUCACCCAUAUAACCAGGUUUGACGUACACAACACAAUUAUUGGAGAUCUUUCAGAUUCAUCUAAUACACAUUUUUUGAAGGGUUGUUUUGGAGGGAAGGAAAUUACGUUAAAUGACGACCGUAACGAACUGAAUUCCGUCGUCAAGGACGUCAUCACUUGUGCAGGAAGGGGUGUGGAUCUGCUACUGGAUUUGGUGAAUAUAUUUUCCAUGAAAGAUGAGGAGCUAACCACAACUGAACUUAUCAGGAGGAUGCAGGAAAUGGGAGAAAUAGCUCAGGAAAUUAAAGCACUGGUCAAUUUUCUGAACAAACUCAAAAACAACGUGGAGGGUGGGCUGUGUUGAUACGUGAACCCAGAAGAUUGGAGAACAAUGCCCCAACCGACAGAUUUAUUAUUCACAAUCGUAAUUGCUAUGUUGAUAAUUAUAUUUAAGUAUUCCUCAAUAUACGAAUUUACUAUGGACUACACAUUAUUGGUAUUAUGUACAUCAAAUCAUAUAAAUGUAUUAUGUAUAUUAAAUCAUAUAAAUGUACAUGUAUUCAUGCAAUAUUAUCAGUACGUAUAUAAUAAAGUACAUUGAAAUGCAA